Molecule: messenger RNA, 2017 nt
Organism: Populus trichocarpa (black cottonwood)
Lineage: Eukaryota; Viridiplantae; Streptophyta; Magnoliopsida; Malpighiales; Salicaceae
Product: U-box domain-containing protein 9
Exons: 2
Coding region: 235-1815 (526 amino acids)
Biological process (GO): protein ubiquitination
Cellular component (GO): nucleus; cytoplasm
Molecular function (GO): ubiquitin-protein transferase activity; protein binding
Source: RefSeq, a predicted model, not a curated record
CUUCUCAUAAUUCUUAGCGUUUUCACCGUGUAUAGAAAGAAAGAACAGUGGGGUUAAAGAGAGAAAUCACAACACAAGAAACUGCAAGAGAGAAAGAAAGUGAGAAACGAGAGCAAUAAAGAGGGAAAUAAACUGAUGAAUCACCCAAAGCAUAAUUCUUUCUUUCUUCAGUUCUUUCCACUCGUAAAUCCUAUCUGAUCAGUUCCUUCCUUUCGUUCUUGUUCAUUUUUUCUUAUGGCUGAAGCUGGAGUUCUUGAAAAGGUUACUAAUGAGGCCAUGAGGAUUUUGAGUGUCUUGAAAGAAUUGAAAUUCAAGAAAUCUUCGAAGGUGCUGGAGGUUACAAUGACAAAGGAAACAGAGUUAAAGAAAGAAUUGGAGAAACUAGUAAAGACAAUUCUUGUCGAGGAGGAUUAUAGAGUGGAGGUUACUGACGAGGCCAUGAGGAUUUUAAGUGUCUUGAAAGAAUUGAAAUUCAAGAAAUCUUCGAAGGUGGUGGAGGUUACAAUGACAAAGGAAACAGAGUUAAAGAAAGAAUUGGAGAAACUAGUAAAGACAAUUCUUGUCGAGGAGGAUUAUAGAGUGGAGGUUACUGAUGAGGCCAUGAGGAUUUUGAGUGUCUUGAAAGAAUUGAAAUUCAAGAAAUCUUCGAAGGUGGUGGAUAAUACAGUUAUCCCUGAAGAAUUUAUAUGUCCCAUUUCGAAGAAGAUAAUGAAUGACCCUGUUGUCCUGGCUACUGGACAGACCUACGAUCGACCAUUCAUCCAAAGAUUGCUAAAUGAAGGGCACAGAACAUGUCCCCAGACCCAGCAAGUCAUUUCUCAUACUUUCCUGACCCCUAAUCAUUUGGUGCAAGAAAUGAUUUCAAAGUGGUGUAUGGAGCGUGGAAUUGAGCUACCAAAACCCCUAGUUGAUGAUGAUGUGCAUACUGAUGCUGACAGAGUCUAUUUGAAGUCACUGCUUGAAAAGACGUCCUCUUCCCUUUCUGAUCAAAAAGAAGCUGCAAAAGAGCUUCGGCGUCUAACUAAAAGCAUGCCAUCAUUUCGGGCCCUUUUCAGUGACUCAACCGAUGCCAUUCCUCAAUUGCUCAAUCCACUAUCACCAGGCAGAGCUAACACUCACCCUGAUCUGCAAGAAGAUUUGAUUACAACAAUUUUCAACCUCUCCAUUCAUGAAAAUAAUAAGCAGCUAUUUGCAGAAAAUCCACAUGUCAUCCCUCUGCUUGUUGAAUCUGUAAGAUCUGGAACCAUUGAAACAAGAAGAAAUGCUGCUGCCGCUCUCUUCUCCUUAUCAGCCCUAGAUUCAAACAAGCUCAUUAUUGGAAAAUCUGGUGCUCUCAAACCUCUAAUUGGCCUUUUAGAAGAAGGGCAUCCACCGGCAAUGAAGGAUGCUGCAUUGGCAAUAUUCAAGCUUUGUCUUGUCCUUGAGAAUAGAGUCAGGGCUGUCCAAGAAGGGGCAGUCAGGGUAAUCCUAAAAAAGAUAAUGGAUUGCAUCCUUGUUGAUGAGUUGUUGGCUACUCUUGCAAUACUUACUAGCCAACAGGAGGCUGUUCAGGAAAUGGGGCUACUUGGUGCGGUGCCUUGCUUAAUUGACAUUAUAAGGGACAGUAGUUCUGAGCGCAACAAGGAGAAUUGUGCUGCGAUUUUACAUACAAUCUGUCUAAAUGACCGCACUAAAUGGCGGGCCGUCAUGGAAGAGGAAAAGGCCAAUGCUACACUUUCGAUACUUGCUGAGCAUGGGACUUCAAGAGCCAAGAGGAAAGCUAAUGGCAUCCUCAAGAUACUGAAUGGAGCUGCUUCAAUCAUACAUACUCUAUGACGAAAUAAAUCGCUUGGUCCGAAGAUAUUGCCAAUUAGUUCUUGUACAUCCUGCCUUCCUUCACUCUCUCAUUGUACAGACCAACAGUUAGCUCAUUUACUGUAAAAAGUUCAGUGUCGGUACAUUUUUCCUAUUCUGUCCCAGGAAAGUUUUGGACCAUCUAAGGGUAACACAUGAGCAAAGAUCAUAAGGUCUUACAUCC